CCAUUUACAAAAUUGGUAAAGGAAAUGCAGCUCCAUCGAGAUGACUUUGAAAUUAUCAAAGUGAUUGGAAGAGGUGCAUUUGGUGAGGUAGCAGUUGUUAAAAUGAAGUGUACAGAGCGCAUUUAUGCAAUGAAAAUUCUGAAUAAAUGGGAGAUGCUUAAAAGGGCAGAGACAGCUUGCUUCCGAGAGGAGAGAAACGUCUUGGUGAAUGGAGAUUGUCAGUGGAUUACUACGUUGCACUAUGCCUUUCAAGAUGAGAACUAUUUGUAUCUAGUGAUGGACUACUACGUUGGUGGUGACUUACUGACACUUCUCAGUAAGUUUGAAGACAAGCUUCCUGAGGAUAUGGCUAGGUUCUACAUUGGUGAAAUGGUGCUUGCUAUACAUUCCAUACAUGAGCUGCAUUAUGUGCACAGGGACAUAAAGCCUGAUAAUGUUCUUUUGGAUGUGAAUGGCCACAUACGACUGGCAGACUUUGGGUCCUGUCUGAAAAUGAGUGAAGAUGGCACAGUACAGUCAUCAGUAGCAGUGGGUACGCCUGACUACAUCUCCCCUGAGAUACUGCAAGCAAUGGAAGAUGGAAUGGGAAAAUACGGGCCUGAAUGUGACUGGUGGUCACUGGGAGUCUGCAUGUAUGAAAUGCUGUAUGGUGAAACACCCUUUUAUGCAGAGUCAUUAGUGGAAACCUAUGGGAAGAUUAUGAAUCAUGAAGAACGAUUUCAGUUUCCAUCCCAUGUUACAGAUGUGUCUGAAGAAGCAAAAGACCUUAUUCAGCGACUUAUCUGCAGUAGGGAGCGUAGACUGGGACAAAAUGGAAUAGAGGAUUUUAAGUCUCAUGCAUUUUUUGAAGGACUUAAUUGGGAUAACAUCCGAAACCUAGAAGCACCUUACAUUCCAGAUGUUAGCAGUCCUUCUGACACCUCAAACUUUGAUGUAGAUGAUGACGUAUUAAGAAAUCCAGAAGUGGUGCCACCAAGUUCUCAUACAGGCUUUUCUGGAUUGCAUUUACCAUUCGUUGGGUUUACAUACACAACUGAUAGCUCUUUAUCUGAUAGAGGCACUUUAAAGAGUGCGAUGCAGUCUGACACUGUAACCAAAGACAUGGAUGUACAGCGUGACUUAAAGAACACUUCACAAAUAGAAGGCUAUGAAAAGAAAAUACGGAAAUUAGAGCAAGAAAAGCAGGAUUUGAACAGAAAACUGCAAGAAUCUACACAGACAAUGCAGAACCUCCAAGGUCCAGUGUGUGUUACAGUAAAUACAAGCCGUGAUAAGGAGAUUAAAAAAUUAAAUGAAGAAAUUGAACGGUUGAAGAACAAAUUAACAGAUAUAAGUAAACUGGAAGGACAGCUUGCAGAUGCAAUGGCUUUUCGACAAGAACAUGAAGACUCAAUACACAAGUUGAAAGGACUAGAAAAACAGUGCAGAGUACUGCGGCAAGAAAAGGAGGAGCUUCAUAAGCAACUUGUAGAAGCCUCAGAGAGAUUAAAGACGCAAUCCAAAGAACUGAGGGAUGCCCACCAGCAAAGAAAGCUAGCUGUGCAGGAGUUCUCUGAGCUCAGUGAAAGAAUGGGAGACCUGCGGUCUCAAAAGCAGAAGCUGUCCCGGCAACUUCGCGACAAAGAAGAAGAGGUGGAAAUGAGCAUGCAGAAAAUUGAUGCUAUGAGACAGGACAUCCGUAAAUCGGAGAAGAUCAGAAAAGAGCUGGAAGCCCAACUUGAAGAAGUUGUAGCAGAAGCAUCAAAAGAACGCAAGCUUCGUGAGCACAGUGAGGUCUUCUCCAAACAACUGGAAAAUGAACUGGAAGCACUGAAGCUGAAGCAGGGAGGCCGGGCAGCAGGUGCCACACUAGAACAUCAGCAGGAGCUUUCCAAAAUUAAGUCUGAGCUAGAAAAGAAAAUCCUGUUUUAUGAAGAGGAGUUGGUCCGACGAGAAGCAUCACAUGUCUUGGAAGUCAAAAAUGUGAAAAAGGAAGUACAUGAUUCAGAGAGCCAUCAGCUUGCACUGCAGAAAGAGAUCAUGAUAUUAAAGGAUAAAUUAGAGAAAACAAAGCGAGAGAGGCACAGUGAAAUGGAGGAAGCAGUAGGAACAAUGAAAGAUAAGUAUGAGCGUGAAAGAUCUAUGCUCUUGGAAGAUAACAAAAAGCUAACCACAGAAAAUGAGAGGCUCUGCUCAUUUGUGGACAAAUUAACAGCACAGAACAGACAGCUAGAAGAUGAGCUCCAAGACCUAGCAGCAAAGAAGGAGUCUGUUGCACACUGGGAAGCUCAGAUUGCAGAGAUUAUUCAGUGGGUAAGUGAUGAGAAGGAUGCUCGUGGCUAUCUCCAAGCAUUGGCUUCCAAGAUGACAGAAGAACUAGAAUCAUUGAGAAGUUCCAGUCUGGGGUCACGAACACUGGAUCCACUUUGGAAAGUGCGACGUAGUCAGAAGUUGGAUAUGUCAGCCAGGCUGGAAUUACAGUCAGCCCUUGAUGCAGAAAUUCGUGCCAAACAACUAGUUCAAGAAGAGCUACGAAAAGUUAAAGAUGCAAAUAUGUCUUUUGAAAGCAAAUUAAAGGAAUCAGAAGCAAAAAAUAGGGAACUGUUGGAAGAGAUGGAAGGUUUGAAGAAAAAACUGGAAGAAAAAUACAGAACAGAUUCAGGUCUUAAACUUCCAGACUUUCAAGAUUCCAUUUUUGAAUAUUUCAACACUUCUCCUCUUGCACGUGAUCUGACUUUCAGAACCAGUUCUAUUAGUGAGCAGGAAACCCAGGGUCCCAAGUCAGAAGUUUCACCAUCUACUUCGGUUGUAACUGCAGAGCAACAACAAGAAGAACCAAUUCGGCUUCAGAGGAUGCCUGCUGCUCCUUCCCCCACCAUUCAGUCCAUUUCUCUAGCUGUACCAAAGCCUAAAGCUCACCAGCUCAAUAUCAAGUCAUUCACAAGCCCCACUCAGUGUAGUCACUGCACUUCUCUUAUGGUGGGAUUAGUUCGACAAGGUUAUGCCUGUGACGUGUGUUCAUUUGCAUGCCAUGUUUCCUGCAAGGAUAGCGCACCUCAGGUCUGUCCCAUACCCCCUGAGCAAGCCAAAAGGCCUCUUGGAGUAGAUGUGCAAAGAGGAAUAGGAACCGCCUAUAAAGGUUAUGUAAAGGUCCCAAAGCCUACAGGAGUUAAGAAAGGGUGGCAGAGAGCUUAUGCAGUUGUCUGUGACUGUAAGCUGUUCUUAUAUGAUGUGCCUGAAGGAAAAUCCACCCAGCCUGGAGUUGUUGCAAGUCAAGUCUUGGAUCUCAGAGAUGAAGAUUUUUGUGUGAGCUCAGUCCUAGCAUCAGAUGUAAUACAUGCAACUCGUAAAGACAUCCCUUGCAUAUUCAGGGUGACAGCUUCUCUCUUAGGUUUGCCUUCAAAGUCUUGUUCUCUACUGAUCCUGACGGAAAAUGAGAAUGAGAAGAGAAAGUGGGUUGGAAUCCUAGAAGGGUUGCAGUCUAUCUUGCACAAAAACAGACUGAAAAACCAGGUUGUGCAUAUUCCACAAGAAGCCUAUGACAGUACACUGCCUCUUAUUAAAGCAAGUUUAGCUGCUGCUAUUGUAGAUCAAGAUAGAAUAGCAAUUGGCUCAGAAGAAGGACUGUAUGUGAUAGAGGUGACCCGCGAUGUGAUAGUCCGAGCUGCUGACUGCAAGAAGGUGUACCAGAUAGAGCUUGCUCCCAAAGAGAAAAUUAUCAUCCUCAUCUGUGGUCGGAACCAUCACGUUCACCUUUACCCCUGGGCCUCUCUGGAUGGGUCAGAAGGAAACUUUGACAUUAAGCUUGCAGAAACUAAAGGCUGCCAAUUGAUUACAACUGGAACACUGAAAAAGAAUUCUUCGACGUGUUUGUUUGUGGCUGUCAAACGACAGAUUUUUUGCUAUGAAAUUCACAGAACUAAACCUUUCCACAAAAAAUUUGGUGAAAUUCAGGCUCCAGGAACUGUACAGUGGAUGGCAGUGUUCAAGGACAAGCUCUGUGUUGGCUACCAGUCUGGGUUCUCUCUGUUGACCAUCCAGGGAGAUGGACAAUCUAUAAACCUGGUAAAUCCUAAUGACCCCUCGCUUAUCUUCCUCUCACAGCAGUCUUUUGAUGCCCUUUGUGCUGUGGAGCUCAGUAAUGAGGAAUACCUGCUUUGCUUCAGCCAUAUGGGAGUAUACGUCGAUUCGCAAGGUCGAAGGUCACGCAUGCAGGAACUAAUGUGGCCUGCAACUCCUGUUGCCUGUAGUUGCAAUUCUUCCUAUGUAACAGUGUACAGCGAGUACGGUGUUGAUGUAUUUGAUGUUAAUACUAUGGAAUGGGUCCAGACUAUUGGCCUGCGAAGGAUCAGACCAUUAAACAUGGAUGGCACGCUGAAUCUCCUUAACUGCGAGCCACCAAGACUAAUAUAUUUCAAGAACGCGUUUGCACCUGGAGCUGUCCUCAGUGUACCAGAAACAUCUGACAACAGCAAGAAGCAGAUGCUUCGAACUAGGAGCAAAAGAAGAUUUGUAUUUAAGGUUCCUGAGGAAGAGCGAUUACAGCAAAGGCGGGAAAUGCUUAGAGACCCUGAGCUAAGGUCAAAGAUGAUUUCUAACCCAACGAAUUUCAACCAUGUGGCUCAUAUGGGACCAGGAGAUGGAAUGCAGGUUCUCAUGGACCUCCCGCUGGGUUUGUGUCUGUUACUGAAAAUAUGUGGAUGUGGUCAAAGUGUCCUACCUGCUGCGCAGGAUGAAAAACCAUGUCCAUCUACAGCUAACCUCUCACGGCAGCAGCAGCAGAGAAACAAAACCUAUAUUUCAUGGCCCUCAUCAAGUGGCAGUGAUGUGGGAGGAGCCGUGCCUUCCCGAAGCAUGUCUGAUCCUGACCAGGAGUUUGACAAAGAGCCUGAUUCAGACUCCACCAAACACUCUACUCCCUCAAACAGCUCAAAUCCAAGUGGUCCCCCAAGUCCCAACUCUCCUCAUAGGAAUCAGCUUACGCUAGACGGACUGGACCAGUCAACCUGUGACGCAUAACACUACUGCUCUCACCACUCUGGCUUCGAUCAUUCACUACUCCAUGGAGUAUUCAAGAGCAAGGCAAAGCUGUCUCAGAUGCUAGUGCCAAGACUGACACUGAAUCUCUAGUGUUGUACAAGAAUAAUUAUAUAUCCAGAUUGUAGAUACAAACUAUUGAAAUGAAGAAAAUUCUUUACUAAAUAGCAGUCAAGCUUUUUAUGCAGAAUUGUUCACUGCUCAGUUACAGUUGAUUCCUUUCUGCGCAGCUGUGACACAGUUUUAUUGCAUAGGAGCGUUUAAGGCCACCAGUAAAUAGUCUUAUUCUUAUGCUGAAAAAGAAAUAGAGAGAGAUACUGAUAAUGUUGCUACAAUAUCAGGAAUAUUAUUUUUCUAUAGAAUGAUGUAAUGUCUCGUUAGCAGGAAAUCCUUUUAGACGCAAUUUGGACCUCUAAAUAGGAAAUGCAGGCAGGUCUGGUUACAUCCUCAGA
Molecule: messenger RNA, 5468 nt
Organism: Nestor notabilis (Kea)
Lineage: Eukaryota; Metazoa; Chordata; Aves; Psittaciformes; Psittacidae
Gene: CDC42BPB
Product: CDC42 binding protein kinase beta (DMPK-like)
Exons: 37
Coding region: 25-4998 (1657 amino acids)
Biological process (GO): actomyosin structure organization; peptidyl-threonine phosphorylation
Cellular component (GO): cytoplasm; cytoskeleton
Molecular function (GO): ATP binding; protein serine/threonine kinase activity
Source: RefSeq, a predicted model, not a curated record